AUGCAACCAGGAAGUUUAGAAAAUUCUCCAGAACAUUUAGACGACCGUGCUUUACCCGUAGAAAAACAUAUUCAAUUAAUGGCCGACACCUAUGGAUUACAAGCGGCCCCAAUAACUUCACAAAUGUUUGGAAAUGCUGGACGGGAACAUAUGGAAAAAUAUGGUACAACAAGAGAACAUUUUGCUAAGAUUGCGUGGAAGAAUCAUUUACAUUCUGUCCAUAAUAACAAAUCACAGUUUCAACGUGAAUUCUCUUUGGAUGAAGUUGUUAAUGCUAGAAAGAUUUAUGAUUAUAUGGGUCUAUUCGAAUGUUCUCCAACCAGUGAUGGUGCUGCUGCUGUCAUAAUUUAUGAACCUUCCGUGUUUGCUGAGAAUAGCAAUAUAAAAAUGGUUGGAUUUGAUCUUAUUAAAAAAAUAUCUGAACGUUUGUAUUCAAAAACUGGUGUUGAUCCAUCACAAAUUCAGGUUAUUGAACUACAUGAUUGUUUUGCUCCAAAUGAGUUGAUAACUUAUGAGGCUUUGGGUCUUUGUCCUAUAGGAAAGGCAGGUGAAAUAGUUGAUAAAGGAGAUAAUACUUAUGGUGGAAAGUGGGUAAUUAAUCCCAGUGGAGGCCUAAUUAGUAAAGGACAUCCAAUUGGUGCAACAGGUUUGCUUAUUAACCGUGUUUAAUAUAACGGUCUUCUAGAGCUGUCCAACCCCAGAAUUACCCGCCGAAGACCACCCAAGACCACUCAAAUCUCAACGGUUUGGAGAUUUGAUCAAGAUCACCCAAACUAGCCAGCCAACCCCAUCCAAGACCAGUCCCAUAGCCAUCCAAGACAAGGGCCGAAAAAAGACUCGAGAGAUUUUAGAGUUUUGGACAGUCCUUUUAUUAGAACUCGUAAUGUUAUCG
Molecule: messenger RNA, 892 nt
Organism: Meloidogyne enterolobii
Lineage: Eukaryota; Metazoa; Nematoda; Chromadorea; Rhabditida; Meloidogynidae
Source: the annotation of a GenBank genome assembly